AGGUUCCGCGACGAGCUGCGCAUGCUACUGCGGCCGAUGUUCUACCCGGCGCUGGUGCUGGUGGUGGUGGCGCGCCUCUCCUCGCUGGCCUAUUGGCUGCUGGGCCCCGCGCUCGUCUGGGAGCGCGCCGACCAGCUCACCGACAUCCAGGCGCUGGGCGUGGUGGCGAUGGGCGGCGUGUCUGACAUGGCGCUGGCGUGGGCGUGGCCUUGGCUGCGACCGCUGGACGUGAGGGUCAAGGCGCGCGUGCUGGCGCUCGCCGCAAUCUGGUCCGCCAUCGGCUUCGUCGGGCUGAGCGGCGGGACGGCGUCGCGCAGCGUGGCCUGGCUGCAGCUGAGCGUGCUGGCGGCGCGCGCGGGGCUGGCGGCGGCCGAGGCGCUCAACCGAGCCUUCCUGCUCGACACGCUGGGAGUCACCCACUGCACGCACGCGCUCUCGCCCAUCGACGCCCUCACCGGCCUGCUUGUGCUGCUCGCCACCCUCGGCGUCGUCUUAAUGACCCGUGUACACCAAGGUGUUCGCGGCGCUGGCGUGGAUGAAUAUGGCCGCGUCGCUGGCAGUCGUCGCCCUGUACUUCGGCCUGGUGCUGCGGCGGCGGCGCGGAGGGCGAUGAGGGCGCGCGCGGCGGACGCGGGGCGCACUACUCGACCCCAGGGACGCACGCACGCGGCAGCAUUGAGGCCCCCGUCCUGCGGUGAGAAAGCACGCGAGGCCAGAGCAGGCACCUCUCGUGUGUGCUUCGAGGUGCAAUACGGAUCUGCUUUAUACCCACGAACUAUUUGGACAGCUCAAGGUCAUCCGCUGCUACGUUUUCGUCACCAUUUUCCCCUCCGCCGCCUUAUUUCGCCUCUAGGUAUUACCCUCCUCCCUCUGCCGCCCUCAACAGCCUGGGUGAAGACCAUUGAAUCCCCCAGUGUUCGACUCUCGGAGCACGGACGAUUGAUAUUGGAACACAGAUAAGGGGAGAGGAAGAGUGAUGCGAAAAUAGAGCCCUCCUCGAAGUGGAUUUUGAGUCAUCCAAAUUUUCUACUGGUUCAAUUGUGUUGGUGCUUGGAACCCUAAAAAGAGGGUUUGUCAACAUGUGUGCAGACAUUUUGUACGACGAAAGGAUUUCAAGUGAAUAGUGCUGGAACGUAUACAAUACAGACCAAGAAAGUGCUCCGUAUGCUCAAUCAUGCAUAAAUUUUUCUUGCACCAGUUUCGGGGCUGAAAUUUCCGAGAAGAGUUUAGACAAUUUGUGGAAUGCAAAUGACACAUUUGGCAGUGCGUACCAUAACCAUAUAUGUGGAUACUCUGUUUAGAAUCUAAAUAUGUGUAAGUUAUGUUUUACUGAUGUCAAGCAGAAACUAAUUCCAUUAAUUAUUGUAAAAUUCUGAUUGCAAUGAAAUAUAUUACAAUUAUAUUA
Gryllus bimaculatus (two-spotted cricket) is the source of this 1405-nucleotide messenger RNA. NCBI's taxonomy places the organism in Eukaryota, Metazoa, Arthropoda, Insecta, Orthoptera, Gryllidae. The record is from the annotation of a GenBank genome assembly.